AUGUCCCCGCCAUUACAGUUGGCGACGUCUUCGGGGGUUCCAUAUACGCCUACGAGCGAUGCCCUGGAUCGUCAUGAGUAUGGAAUCACGAAGAAUAGAAAGAUGACAGCUUCGACGGGUGGGGGGAGAGCUUGGAGCGAGGAUGAGGAAGUCUACCUCCUGCAAACCCGUUUACAGAAGAUGCCAUACAAGCACAUCGCUGCUCAUUUGAAAAAGACGGAGUUGGCAUGUCGUCUUCAUUACCAUCAACUUAGUCAUGGAAGCAACCGCCGCAAGCGAACGACGUCCGUAUCCUCAGGUUCCUCCAGAGGACAUUCACCUAUACUGCCGGCUACUAUUCCGUCGCCCAUUCAGGAAUGUUCUCUCCCUGACAACUCCUCGCCUCUGAGUGCCGUUGGUCAAGAGCCGGAUUCACCUAGUUAUGCAACCUCGGUGCAACUUCCCAGUAUCAUAACGAGUACAACCACUACAUCGCCUCGGCUCCCAGCCAUUCUCCCGAAACCCGUUUCCAUCCCUCUGGCGGGCACAACUCCAACGCCUUCAUGUAACAAUCCGGCCCAUUAUUCGGUUCCAGAUGUUCGGUCGUUGGGACCAUCACCGUUUCCUCAACCUUCUCCGAAUGGCUUGGCACCAGUCCUUCGACUCGAUUGUACCCUACCACCGCCGCCAGCUCAUGUAGACAUCCCUCGUCUUCAAUCAAUAUACUCGGCGCAUCGAUCAUCAUUUUGGAAUGCUAUCGCAUCCGAGUACGGCUCGGGGAUUAGCCCCAUUGUCCUGGAACAAUCAUGGAAGGCGAGCAUGCUGGCUAUGGGUGGUCAAACUCUUAUUACGCCGGUCACGAGUCCCAACGAGCGCGAGGGCAUUUAUGAAAAGAAUGACAAGACCCGUAUCAGUGCCAUCCUUGGCAUUGAUGCCAAUCCGCGGAGCCCGAAGGAACGAGAAUUAGUUCGGCGACUAGAAGAGGAAAGAAGCGUCGGUGUGGUGGCUGGUGCUUAG
Molecule: messenger RNA, 996 nt
Organism: Hypoxylon fragiforme
Lineage: Eukaryota; Fungi; Ascomycota; Sordariomycetes; Xylariales; Hypoxylaceae
Exons: 2
Coding region: 1-996 (331 amino acids)
Source: RefSeq, a predicted model, not a curated record